UCCUUUUGAAAGGAAAUCCCAACCUGAAGAAAAGAGACAAGCACAAAACAUUAUCAAGACUAGACGAAGCGACGCGAGGCCGGGCAAACAAAAUGGCAUCGCCKCAACCGAAACUGGACAACAAGUCUAGUUCCGUAGUAGACAGGAACGACGAGGAGGGUCGCCUAUGGAAGACUUCCUUCCCCGCUGAUGCUGAACCACCCGCUCGGAGUGACCACAGCAUCCGUGGCAUGCCCGGCACCGUUAGCAGCACGAGACUACCUCAGUUUUUUGGCAAAGAAAGGCAGAGCGAAAGAAGCGACGAAGACGGAGGCACUUUAACAACCGAAGAAUUGUCGUCGUGUCCGGUGGCCAAACACGAAAAAGUGGGUGUCAAUGACGACGGCGCUGCCGCGUCUGCGAAAACGAACCACCAUUGUAUUGUUGRAGGAGGCAACCACUUAGAAAGCACCGAUAGCAACACCGGUGAGAUCCCCCCCACGCCAAAGCUCGUUGUCCCGAACGAUGCCAAACGGAUCGAUGAGAUUGAUCCAAAUGCCACCGCCGGGCUCGAUGGUGGGUUUGGCAGUCUGCACAGCGAUGAUAACGAGACGCAACAUCUUGCCGCCAUGCCUUCAACACCAGGAGGGAAGAAACACGGAAGGCUGUCAAUUCGGAUGGGCGACGCCACCGAGAACYACGCCGCAGAAAAUCGGGACUCCGUCACCGAUCUYAGUCUUAGCGGGAGGUCAUUCACUUCUCACAACAGCUGUAUCUCCCACCACGAUAGCAUCAACAGCGGUCUCUCCGUUCGAUCGCACGAGGAGAGCGGCGUUGCCAUUCCGAUGGGUGCUGUAACAGGUACCACAAGAACGGAUCUCGUGGUMAAUUCCUCSGGGGAUACUAGUACGAACGAUGUGAUUGGAUUUUCCCUCCCGUUUUCCUCGGUUACAGCAGCAUCCACACGAGCAGAGUUACCUGGACGGAAACCCCACACGUUGCGGGAUCUGAUGUUCGACAGCGAUAUAUUUGGUGCACGUCGGGACCACCAGAAACAUAAUGCUAAACGUAACAACAGCAGCAGCCGCCAUAGCUUAGCAAUAGAUGACAUCUUCGGCGCAUCGGAACACGAUUUAGAGGAGCCAGCCACCAAUGAGUUAUCCGAAAACAAUUCAUUUGCCGACGACCUAUUCACAACUGGGAUCCAAUAUUUCGGGACACGAAAACCGGAGCAUGCCGAGACCAAUGACAACCGACACAAAACGAUUCGGUUCGUUGAGGGCCAUGAUUCUGGCCAGGACUUGAUAUUACGUGACGAUYCCGGAGUUAAAGCAAAAAAUAAGGAGCGAGUCUUGGACAUAUUUGACCAAUUGGAUGGCGAAUCAUACAAUAUGGAUAAGCGAUAUUACACCGGAAGCGAUGGGUACUAUCAGAGCUGGCAAGGUGGAAUAAUGUACGACGACGGCGAGAAAGAAAACGGCGGCUACUUUUCCGACGAGGACGUCGAGGACGACGAGGACGACGCGGAAAAAAAAAUCGUCAGGAGUAUGCUCUACACGGGGGCGUCCAUUGCGCUCGUUGGGUUGUUUGGAGGCAUGACCCAGCUCUUCCGCAAAUCGUCAGACGACCAAGUCGGUGUCGCCGAUGUAGGGGUUGAAGAUGCUGGAAACGAGGCUAUCGAAACGGGCAUUGAUUCCCUCAUCAAUGCCCAGCGAUCGGCGAAUGCGGCCUCGUUAAACACGUCGAGCGCUUCAACAAGCGCGUCAACAAGCGCAUCAACAAGUGCAUCAACAAGUGCAUCAACGAGCGUAACGUCGACGUCGUCGUCUGUCGCCAUGCCCGGUUCCUCCAACAUGUUGGUAACUUCGGCUUCAAGCAGCAGCACCUCGGCCACGACGGCGGCGAAUACUACGAUGGUAGCUCAGACGGCAUCGCUUAACUCCGCGACGAGUGCGGCGUCCAUGACCAGUGCGAACACCGCUGCGCUCGGUGCCAAUGCCUCUGCUGCGAGUGCAAGUACGAGUGCUGCAAGUGCGGCGAGUGCAAGUACGAGUGCUGCAAGUGCGGCGAGUGCAAGUACGACUGCUGCAAGUGCGGCGAGUGCAAGUGCGGCGAGUGCAAGUACGACUGCUGCAAGUGCGGCGAGUGCAAGUACGACUACUGCAAGUGCAAGUAUGAGUGCUGCAAGUGCUGCCAGCGCGAGUGCCAGCGCCAGUGCUGCGAGUGCAAGUAUGAGUGCUGCAAGUGUUGCGAGCGCGAGUGCCAGCGCCAGUGCUGCGAGUGCAAGUAUGAGUGCUGCAAGUGUUGCGAGCGCGAGUGCCAGCGCCAGUGCUGCGAGUGCGAGUGCGAUGAGUGCCAGUGCUGCGAGUGCGAGUGCGAUUAGUGCCAGUGCUGUGAGUGCGAGUGCCAGUGCUGUGAGUGCGAGUGCUGCUGCAAGUGCAAUGGGUGCAAGUGCAUUGGGUGCRAGUACUGUGGGUGUUGGAGCAUCUUCAGCGGCUGCCGCAUCAGCAUUGGCAGUCCAGUAAGUUUCAAUCAAACCARUUUGUCGAAUCCAUUUCUUCUCAUGCAAUARUUGCCUUUGUGUUACAACCAAAUAAGAUUUUCUCACCUGAAUUGAUGCAUUUUGAACCAUAAAUCCAAUUAUCUAAUCAUACUUGUGUUCAGAGCGACGGCAGCUUCGUGAGUUAGAGAAAUCAAGAAAUGAUUCCAAAGAGGCUUUCGUUCUUUCCUUCCCAAGCUCAAAUCCUUCUAUAUUCUUGUUUUCGUUUCUACUCUCUCCCUUACGUCAAYCACAUUUCAUUUCAGUAUGGCCAUUGGUGCUGCUGGAACGGCAACCGCCUCAAUGGGCUUGGCUGCUGGAGCCACGGCAGGAGCGAUAGGUGCUGCAACGGCUGCUACGGCAGCAGCGGCAACCAUAAGCACCACUGCCACAGUUGCAGUAAGUGCAUGAAUCGAUACAUUUAAUUUUGUUGCKAUAUGUCUUAUUUGGUGAUUGCUGUAUUAGUUUCAAUCUAAAUUUUUCGCUCACAAUCCAGGCGCUGCCCGUUGUUUGGUUCCAAUUACAAUUUCAACCGUAGAUGGCCGCAGUUGCUGCUACAGGUGUUGUAAGUGACUUGACGAAACAUUGGUCGGCGUUWUAAGCUACGCAUCUGUCURUUUUUACCAAUAUUGCUGACUUUACAUCGAUGUGUUGAUAUUUCAAAAUUAGGUUGCAGUAGCUACGACAGAACUCAUUCCAGAAUCGAAACCGUCAGCACUGCUUCCCCCUUGCGCUGAAAUUCCCGUAGAAAUGGAGGCUCGGUUGAAAAUAAUAUUCAAUGCAGACU
Molecule: messenger RNA, 3305 nt
Organism: Pseudo-nitzschia multistriata
Lineage: Eukaryota; Bacillariophyta; Bacillariophyceae; Bacillariales; Bacillariaceae
Source: the annotation of a GenBank genome assembly